GCUGCCGCUCCUCUGCCUCGUCGCGCUUGCGGUGGCCGCUGAAGUCCGCCACCAUCCUCCCCACGACGUGCUGCCCUGCACCCGCAGCCAUGUGCCGGACCCUGGCCGCCUUCCCGACAACCUGUCUGGAGAGAGCCAAAGAGUUCAAGACCCGGCUGGGGAUCUUGCUUCACAAAUCAGAGCUGGGCUCUGAUGCUGGGAGUGUUGGCAAGUUUGAAUGGGGCAGUAAACACAGCAAAGAGAGCAGAAACUUCUCAGAAGAUGUGCUGGGGUGGAAAGAGUCAUUUGACUUGCUGCUGAGCAGUAAAAAUGGAGUGGCUGCCUUCCACACUUUCCUGAAGACAGAGUUCAGUGAGGAGAACCUGGAGUUCUGGCUGGCCUGUGAGGAGUUUAAGAAGAUCCGGUCGGCUACCAAGCUGGCCUCCCAGGCUCACCGGAUCUUUGAGGAGUUCAUCCGCAGCGAAGCCCCUAAAGAGGUGAACAUAGACCACGAGACCAGGGAGCUGACCAGGACGAAUCUGCAGGCUGCCAUGGCCACGUGCUUCGACGUGGCUCAGGGGAAGACACGUGCCCUGAUGGAGAAGGACUCCUAUCCACGCUUCCUGAAGUCACCCGCUUACCGGGACCUGGCUGCCCAAGCCUCGGCCGCCUCUGCCUCUCCAUCCACCAGCAGGCCAGCUGAGCCCUUACACACCUGAGCCUCAUGGCAGUGAGGAAGCCAGCCGGGAAGAGAGGUGGAGUCACCCAUCCCUGAGGUGGCCGCCCCUGUGUGGGAGGCAGGUUCUGCAAAGCAAGCGUGAGAGGACAGUGAAGAAAAAAGCCGUUCUGGCAGCCUGUUUUGGAAGCAAAACCCUUUCCUCCAGAUACUAUGGGACUGAAUUCCAUGCAUGAGAGGGCUCCCCCGACUUCUAGGACCUGUGGAUAAGGGCUGAAGAUGAGGGUUGUGUGGGGCUCUCUCGGGAGAAGAAUGGUGGUGUAAGAGUUAACAUUGGCUCCUGUCAUUCUGGAAAUAUUCCAGGGUAGUUGGGGAAACAUGUGAUAAAGGGAAACUGGAAAAUGAGAAAGAGGAAGAUAACCAGAUCAUCUGUUUUGCUUGUUGAACAGUUGACUCUGAUCGCAUCCUGUUUUCCUAAUUCCCAGACUGUCUUGGGCACAGAAGGGAGCGGUGGAUGUGGAGCCGUUCCGUCCUCCUCACCUGCCUCUGGGCUGCCCGAGGGUCCCUUAGCUUGUACUUCUCAACACCCCCGUGUCCAGCCCCACAGUCUUGUCAAGGCCAGGGGACCAAUGUGAUGUUUGCCCCAAAUGAGAUUUUUAUACCUCAAAAACUAGCCUUUGAGCCCCUUCCAAGUCAGUAGAGAGCCCUGAAAAGAGGCCUUCUUGCUCAUGUGAAAUUGAUCUUGGUGCUCUUGGUGACCUCGUGCAGGUGGCCUCUGAC
Messenger RNA from Ceratotherium simum simum (southern white rhinoceros), 1435 nucleotides. NCBI's taxonomy places the organism in Eukaryota, Metazoa, Chordata, Mammalia, Perissodactyla, Rhinocerotidae. The record is from RefSeq and is a predicted model, not a curated record.